Eimeria mitis is the source of this 1110-nucleotide messenger RNA. RefSeq lists its product as uncharacterized. The record is from RefSeq and is a predicted model, not a curated record. NCBI's taxonomy places the organism in Eukaryota, Apicomplexa, Conoidasida, Eucoccidiorida, Eimeriidae. The transcript has 4 exons. Bases 1 to 1110 code for a protein of 369 amino acids.
AUGAAAUUGUAUCAGGCUUUGGCAUAUCCUCGAUUUGAACAGCCUCGUCAGGUUCCAGAGGAAGAGGAGCUCGAAAGCGAAAUCGAUCAUGUAGAAGAAAGCGUGCAUGCAUUAAAGGAAAGGCAGGAAUCUGCAAUCCAAACUGAGAAACUCGCCGAGAGUUUCCAAGAGGCCAGGCGCCGCCGCAAAGAACAGCAGGAAAAGAAGAAUGCAGCAGCUGUAGCGGCUGCAGCGGGAGCUUCUGCUGCUGCGAAGAAGCAUCCUGUGCAGUUACCUGCGGCAGAGAGGCCUCGCACUGAAAACAAACCCAUUGAAUGUCUGCCAGAAUCCGAAGCAAAAAUCGCGGAAGUUCCGCCCGAGGAGGUGUUAGAGGCCGAACGGACGCCUGAAGCAGCGCCCAAAGGCGAAAUAGAAAUAUUGGCACCAGCCGAGCAUGCACCAGCAGAGGCCGAAAUCCCGAGCGUCAUAUCUCCCCAGCCCGUGAAGGUAGCGACACAGGAAGAAGUUCAAAGAGAUGUGCUCGCCGCUGAGGCCGAGGUGAGCCAGGUGGAGAACCAGCAACAAGAAGAAACAGACAAAGAGAUCAAGGAGGAGAUGCAGCAGCUGCUGGAGGAGCACGAACACGCCCAUGCGGCAGCUGCUGCAGCUUCUGCUGAACAGGAAGCAGCAGCAGAAAAAGCAGCAACCAGCGCAUUAGAAGCUGAACGAGAGGUCCAGGAGGCCACGUCAACUACAGGCGCACAGCAAAGCUCAGCCGGCUCGCACACCGAAGGCCAGGAAGCCGCUGCAGCAACAAACACAGAACGCGCAGCUACGGCGGCCCCCAAGCACGGCACCACCAAUAAGUCAGGUGCAGCAGAAGGGGCAGAUGUAGCGGCAACCCCAGUAGAAGCUGACGACGAAAAUGAGACAGAAGAAGAAGAGGAGGGUGACACAACAGAACAGGACGAGCGGGACUCUAUUAGAAACGCAAAGGAGAACGAAGCAAACCAUCAAAGGCAUGCAGACAAGAAUAAACCCAAAGGAGAUGCAGCAAAAAGCAGGGAGAGGGAAAACGCUGAGAGAACAGUCGGCGGUGCAGUUCAACAGGGACGCAAACCCCCGGUUUAG